AUGAACAUCGUUCUCUCCAGGUGAGCACAGGUGUGGGUGACGGAGGACACAGUGACCAACGCUGAGAAGUGCUUCGGCCAGUUCUACUCACUGCUGGCCACCUACACCCGCAAGACAGCCCGGCUGCGUGACAAGGCCGACCAACUGGUCAAGCAGCUCAUCGACUUCACCAACACGGAGAACCCAGAGAUGCGGGCCGUCCUGAGGAACUUUGCCGAGGACCUGGCCAAAGUGCAGGAUUACCGGCAGGCCGAGGGGAGCGAGCUGGAGACCAAGGUGGUCAAGCCCCUGAAGCCCUACGGGGUGCAGAUGAAGCAGACCCAGGCUGAGAUCAAGAAAUUCAAACACGUCCAGAACGAGGAGCUCAAACAACUGGAAAAGCUGGAGAGACUCAGGCAGAAGUCCCCUUCAGAGAGGCAGACCAUCGCGGAGACCGGCGUGCAGAGGGCCUUGGUGGAUGCCAGCCGCACCUCCCACCAGCUGGAGGAGACGGUGGAUGCCUUCCAGGAACAGAAGCUGAAGGACCUCCAGAAAAUUUUUUCGGACUUUGUGACCAUUGAGAUGGUCUUCCAUGCCAAAGCGGUGGAGGUGUAUUCCAGUGCCUUCCAGACCCUGGAGAGCUACGACCUGGAGAGAGAUCUGGAGGAUUUUAGAGCCAAGAUGCGUGGAGUUUAUGGGCGUUAUGACGCUCGGCUGCUCACGGACACCACCCUGUCCCCGGCUGUCCCGUGGUUUCUCAUCCAAAGCACCCAGAGCACCGUACGGAGCCAGAGAAAAGAAGCAGCCAGUGAGGACAAGUCUGCUGAGGAGGACCCCGUGGAGGACCUCAGGGGACAGGGGAAGGGGCUCCAUCGCUAGGAC
Delphinapterus leucas (beluga whale) is the source of this 861-nucleotide messenger RNA. NCBI's taxonomy places the organism in Eukaryota, Metazoa, Chordata, Mammalia, Artiodactyla, Monodontidae. The record is from RefSeq and is a predicted model, not a curated record.